GAUCGUUGAUAUAUUUAUUUCUCAACAUAAUUUUAGUAUUUGUUUUUAAUUUUUAAAUAAUAUUUAAGCUGACGUCAAACUUUCAAAUUUUAUAAACGUAUAACAAAACAUAAUAAAACUAUAAUAAAUAAAAGGAAAAGUGAAAUUUUUCAAAAAAGGCGCUUAUCAUUUCGUGAUUUCUGAAGGGUUUUCAUAACUUUUUAAUUUUAUAUACAAUAUAAAGAGUUUAUUAGCUGUCAGUGUAAAGGAGCAUAACAAAAAGUUCAUCUCCCGCAGUUAAAAUUCGGCGUACACUGGUAAUGGACAAUAAUAAUACGAAAAUUUUGCCGUCGAAUAAUUAUGGAUUAAAAAAUAAUUCAACAAUUAUUAAUGAUUAUUGUGUAACAAUUAAUAAUACUGGUGUGAGUGAUGAUAAUUCUAAUAAAAAUAAUAAAUUGAAAUUAUUGUAUAAUACAAAUGUAGAAGAAGAUCAAAUUGAAAAAAACCAAAAAGAAUUAAUAGAAGAAAAUUUAUUAAAUUAUUUUUAUAAAUUAUUACGUAAAAAAAAUCAAUUUGGUAGAGAAGAGAAAAAAGAAGAUCAUAAAAAGGAAAAUCAUUUAUUGUCGAAACAAAAUUCUCAAAUAGAAAAUCAAAGAGCUGACAACGGCGACGACAACGACGACGACGACAACAAAAAUUUUAAUGCAGAAAUGGAUGCAUGCUUUACUGCUUUCGAUAAAGAUGGUGAUGAUCGUCUAUCAAUAUGUGAAUUUGCAUUAAUAUGUCGGGCUUUAUUCCGUAAUGAUCGCGGUCAUAUUUAUGAAGUAUCUAAAGAAUGGCUUGAUCAAAUGUUUGCAGUAUUCGAUCAAAACGGUGACGGACAUAUUGAUAGAGAAGAAUUUCAAUUUUGUUGGAAUAAUUGGAUUAAAGCGAUUGUGCGACCGGUGAAUGCUUUCUUAGUUGUUGAUGUACAAAAUGAUUUCAUAAGUGGUUCUCUUGAUAUAAGCAAUUGUAGUGCACAACAAAAUGGUGUUGAGAUUGUUGAACCAAUUAAUAAUCUAUUGGAUACAGUGGAUUUUGAUGCAGUAUUUUAUUCAUUAGAUUGGCAUCCUAGUGAUCAUGUCUCUUUCAUUGAUAACGUUAAAAAGAGGCCAUUAGAUGAAACAUCACCGAUUGAUGCAGAUUCUGCCCAAGUGUAUGAUACAGUAAUAUUUGCUGGUCCACCACCAAUGAAACAAAGAUUGUGGCCAAGACAUUGUGUACAAGAUUCAUGGGGUGCAGAAUUACAUAAAGAUCUUAAGGUUGUAGAGGAUGGUAUUAAAGUUUACAAAGGAACAAAUCCAGAAGUCGAUUCAUACUCAGUAUUUUGGGAUAACAAAAAACUAUCAGAAACCACAUUAAAUGACCAGCUUAAAAUGAAAGGAACAACAGAUAUAUAUGUAUGCGGAUUAGCUUAUGAUGUUUGCGUUGGUGCAACAGCAGUUGAUGCUUUAUCUGCUGGUUAUCGUACAAUUUUAAUAGAUGAUUGUUGCCGUGGUGUUGAUUUAAAUGACAUUGAAAAUACAAAAGAAAAAGUUAAUAGCAGUCAUGGUGUAAUCGCCCAUUCGAAUGAAGUUAAAGCAAUGGUUGAAGGACGUGAUCGUCGUCCAGAACUCGGAUAUAAAUUAGCAAUGGAAUUAAAGAAUCCAGAUUCGGUAUUAGCAACACGAAAUAAUGGUGUUCGGCGAUCAAUUUAAGGAAACAAAAAAAAAAAGUAAAAUAAAACAGGCUAUUAAUAAAAAUUUGUUAAUUUUUUUUGUGAAAACAUAAAGGAUAAAUACUUAAUAAUUAUAAAUAUUUAAAAAUUAAUUUUAAACAAACAAAAAAAUUUAUGAAAUAGAAGUCUAGAAUUUUCAUAAUGUUUGCAAAAUAAUAUUCUUAAUUUAGUUUUUUCCAUAUUUGUGGGUAGUUUAUAAAAAGUAUGGUUGAAUUCCGGUUUGCAGUUCUAACAAAGAUCUAACAGCAGAUUUUUGUAGUUUUCUUAGUAGAACUGCAAAAAAUCUUCUGUCAAAUCGAAAGCAUAAAAAAUUUUUCAGCUUUUAUAUUUUUAAAAUCUCUAUUCGUAGACAGCUUAUUAAUUAAAGAGCAGACAAACAUCAUUGGGAUUAUACCAGUGAAUUUUGUUGGCAGGCAUUGCUUUCGUAGUUCUAUUGCAGUGCAGCUAUAACUAAUAAGAUCUCUCACCAUCAAAACUGUAAAUGCGAAUUUAACCUAUGCUCAAUUGUUAAAUGAAACAAAAAUAAACGAUAUUUCAAUGUAAAAUUAAUUUUGUAAUUUCAUAAAUGAAAUUAAAAUAUUUUUUAGAAAUUUAAAUAACAGUACAAUUUUAGGUACUUAAAUUAUACAGAAAGUAUCUACAUAACAAGUUCUGCAUGGAACUUCUAUAAAAUGCAAAACUGUAAAUGUGAUUGUACUCUUAUCAAA
Messenger RNA from Condylostylus longicornis, 2442 nucleotides. RefSeq lists its product as uncharacterized. The coding region runs from base 300 to 1715 and encodes 471 amino acids. Lineage: Eukaryota; Metazoa; Arthropoda; Insecta; Diptera; Dolichopodidae. The transcript is spliced from 10 exons. Gene Ontology annotation, molecular function: calcium ion binding. The record is from RefSeq and is a predicted model, not a curated record.